UUCAGUUUUAUUUACGCAAAGUUCAAGAUAAGUCGUAAAAAUAUGGCUCUAAAGCUAUUAAUUCUGUUCCUCACAAUUUGUCUUGCGGCUGUGAAUUGCAAAUUAUUGAGGAUCAAACUGCACCGGGAGGAGACAGUUAGGCAUCAUUUUAUCUCCGUGGAAACGGAUUUGAAGCAGUUGACCCUGAGACCCAAUCUUGGGGGUCCUGCUCCGGAGCCACUGUCCAACUACAUGGAUGCUCAGUACUUUGGGGUGAUUAGUCUGGGGACUCCGCCGCAGAGUUUCAAGGUUGUCUUCGAUACGGGCUCAUCAAAUCUCUGGGUGCCUUCAAAGAAGUGUCAUGUCACCAAUAUUGCCUGCCUUCUUCACAAUAAAUACGAUGCAACAAAGUCAUCGACCUAUAAUAAGAAUGGAACUGAAUUUGCCAUUCGCUAUGGGUCUGGAAGUCUUUCGGGAUACCUCUCGGAGGACACCCUCAAUAUUGGAGGAUUGGAUAUUAAGCAACAGGUCUUUGCGGAAGCAAUAAGUGAACCUGGAUUGGUAUUUGUGGCUGCAAAGUUUGAUGGAAUCCUCGGAUUGGGAUAUAAAUCCAUUUCGGUUGAUGGUGUAGUGCCACCAUUCUACAAUAUGUACAAUCAGGGCUUGAUCACGGAUCCUGUCUUCUCAUUCUACCUCAAUCGUGACCCCAAAGCUGCCGAAGGUGGUGAGAUUAUUUUCGGUGGAUCAGACCCAAAGCACUACAAGGGUGACUUUACCUACGUGCCUGUUGAUCGCAAGGCGUACUGGCAGAUCAAAAUGGACGGCCUAACUGUGGAUGAUAAGAAGUUCUGUGAUGGUGGAUGCGAAGCAAUUGCUGAUACGGGCACGAGUCUCAUUGCGGGGCCAACAGCAGAGAUUUCGGAGAUUAAUAAGAAGAUUGGGGCUACUCCCAUUCUCAAUGGGCAGUACAUGGUGAAUUGCGAGAGUAUCCCGAAGUUGCCAAAGCUCCAGUUCAUUCUCGGGGGAAAGGCGUUUGGGCUUGAGGGCACAGACUACGUGCUGAGAAUUGCACAGAUGGGCAAAACAAUUUGCCUUUCGGGCUUUAUGGGCAUCGACAUCCCACCACCAAAUGGACCCCUCUGGAUUCUCGGGGAUAUCUUCAUUGGGAAGUACUACACGGAAUUCGACAUGGGCAACAAUCGUGUCGGCUUUGCAGAGGCUGUUUAAACAAACAUUUUUAAUUUUAUCUGAUCAAAUAUCUUUUUUCCUGAGAGUUUUGUGAGCUUUUAAGAAUUUUCCAAAGGGUUGUAAAAGAGAAUUUCAAUAAAGAGCAUAUGCCAUUAGUGAUGA
This is a messenger RNA of Lutzomyia longipalpis, 1329 nucleotides long. Its product is annotated as lysosomal aspartic protease. Gene Ontology annotation, cellular component: lysosome. The coding region runs from base 43 to 1206 and encodes 387 amino acids. The record is from RefSeq and is a predicted model, not a curated record. Gene Ontology annotation, biological process: cell death; proteolysis. The transcript has 5 exons. Gene Ontology annotation, molecular function: aspartic-type endopeptidase activity. NCBI's taxonomy places the organism in Eukaryota, Metazoa, Arthropoda, Insecta, Diptera, Psychodidae.